CCGCAUCGCACCGAAUGCUAUGUUAUGAGCUUCCCCAGGAAAUCUACUAUUUUUCUCUAGCUGAACCUCCUUUCCUCUUGUUGGCCGUGAAGUAACAUUUGAUCGUUCCGCUCCCCUUGAUUGAGAAUGUCCUACUCAAAGCGCAUUGAUCAGAUCGCCGGCCACCUCAACUACCCCAAGGGUAUGUUGGCGGGCCAGACUGCGAUUAUUACAGGUUCGGGGCAGGGAAUUGGCGCGGAGACUGCGAGGUUGUUUGCGAACGAGGGGGCCAAGGUUGUGGUUGCGGAUGUGGAUGCAAAGAAAGCACAAGACGUAGCCAACCAGAUCAACGAGUCCGGCGGCAGCGCUAUCGCGGUCGUAGGCGACGUCCUCGACGACAAGUACAUCACCGAGCUCAUCAAGAAGGCGGCGGACUUCGGCGGCGGCAGGAUCCACAUCAUCGUCAACAACGCGGGCUACACAUGGGACGGCGUGAUUCACAAGAUGACGGACAAGCAAUGGCACACCAUUGUCAACCUCCACGGCACCGCGCCGUUCAAGAUUGUGCGUGCUGCGGCGCCAUACUUUAGGGUCAAGGACGGUGAGCCCAGGUGUAUUAUCAAUAUCUCGAGCACAUCCGGUCUGCAUGGGAACGCGGGGCAGAUCAAUUAUUCGCUCGCGAAGGCGGGUGUUACCGGUUUGACGAAGACGAUUGCGAAGGAGUGGGGUCCGCAGUUCGGUGUCCGCUCGAACACGGUCGCGUUCGGUCAUAUCCUCACUCGAUUGACGGCGGCGAAGGAGGCUGGCGCUUUCGUGACAACUCCGGACGGGGAGAAGGUCGCGCUCGGUAUACCGCAGGCUCAGAAGGCGGGUGCAGCUGGUGCAGGAGAGCAGCACCUAGACAUCCCGCUGCGGAGACCAGGCACAGCGACGGAGGCAGCGAGCGCGGUAUUGGCGGUAGCUAGCCCGCUGUUCAGCUAUGUCAAUGGACAGACCAUUAGCGUGACCGGCGGUCGGAAUAUGUAGACGGAGGUAGUAUGCGGUCAAGUUGAGGUCGAAAAGAAUGUGAAGCGAUCUAUUUCAGUAUCUGUAUAUACUUAGCAACAUCUUUGCAAUGUUAAACACGUAUGC
Molecule: messenger RNA, 1110 nt
Organism: Trematosphaeria pertusa
Lineage: Eukaryota; Fungi; Ascomycota; Dothideomycetes; Pleosporales; Trematosphaeriaceae
Product: short chain dehydrogenase
Exons: 3
Coding region: 127-1005 (292 amino acids)
Source: RefSeq, a predicted model, not a curated record